AUGAUGGAGUACAUCACAACAUAAGAAUAAGAAAUUAAGUAUUCUCUUCAUAAUCAUAAUAACUUCUUCAAAGUCAGCUACUGAUAAAAAAAAGAAAUAAAUACUUUAUACUAUACAUUCAUUUUCCUUAAACAGAAACAUAAUGUAUUCAAGCUCAUAUUCUUCAUCUAAAUCUUCAUACAUAUCCCAAAACACUAAGAAUCAAUACCCUUUUCAAUCAAAGAAUUAUUCUUGGCUUCACUCAGUAAGAAAAUCACCAGCAAAGUCAUGGAAUAAGAAAGCACCAAUAGCACCAAUGGCACCAACACCUCCUAAAGUAUACAAAGUGGAUUGUAGAAACUUCAAAGAACUUGUUCAGUCACUUACUUGUGCACCUGAGUUCUUGCCUCCACAGUCACAUCAACAACUACUUCAAACCACAGACCACAACCAUAACACUGUUCCGCCUCUCCCGGUGAAAAAUUUAUCAAACACUGUGGAAGUGUCGACCCCUCAACCUCCGCUAGUCCCGGUGAAAACUACUAAUAGCUGGUAUCAGUACUUCCAAAAUGAAUAUUUUGGAAAGAAUUCUCAUGAGGAUCAUGCGGAAGUAAUGACUCCAGGUUUGUUGGAAAUGAAUUUGUUUUCACCAACUUCUUUCGGUAACUGGUGUUAUGUUCCUCCCAUAAUGACCCCAAGAGCUUGAUACAAUGAUAUAUAUGUUUGGAAGCAUUCUUUAUAGCUAAGACUUCUAGAAUUUUCAGCUCAAUAUUCCAUUUGAUUAAUCAUGCAUCGUUUGGAAUUUUCAGCUGCUGUGUGUAAACAAUUCUUUAUAUAUAUGCUGUAUUUAUGUAAUUUUGUUACCAUCACAUUCAAAUUCAAUUUUACUAUUAUUUUGGGUUCAUCAAGUGCCAAAAGUAUUGUAAAUUCAUUAAGUGAUAUUGCAGAAUGCUAUUAGCGGCAUAACUUUGUUCAUUUGUUUUUCAUUUAUGCGUAAUUAUUCUAU
This is a messenger RNA of Trifolium pratense (red clover), 985 nucleotides long. Its product is annotated as VQ motif-containing protein 29-like. The record is from RefSeq and is a predicted model, not a curated record. Lineage: Eukaryota; Viridiplantae; Streptophyta; Magnoliopsida; Fabales; Fabaceae. The transcript has a single exon. Bases 143 to 685 code for a protein of 180 amino acids.